AUGCUGCUCUUCUUGCCUGGAGUCUACUUGCUUGCAGCCACUGUCUGCAUUCUUGGUCUUGUGGCUUUGGCGGAACUCUUGAUCCCCGGCUACAGCCCGAAGGUUCUCCGAGUAGCCUUGUCAAGAGUGUUGAACACCAUCCUCGUGUACAGGUUCCCCAUUCAGACCCCAGACAGACUCGGAUCCAUCCCGUCCUGUCCCUACCAAUGGCCCAAUUGUCAAGGAGACGAUGGCAAGUUUCUGUCCGGCAUUGAAAACUCGGCGCGCUGGCACGCCGAGCACGGGACCGUCUAUCGCAUAUGGUCUGGCAUGAAGCCCGAGAUCGUCUUGACCGAGCCACGCCAGCUCUCGGCAGUCUUCAGGGACUCGGACAAGCAUACCAAGGCGCCUGCCAACAACUCGGGCGCAUACAUGGACCGUCUCCUCGGGCAGUGCGUGGGUCUCAUUAGCGGCCAAGGCUGGCGGCGGGUCCGGAGCGUGGUGGAGAGAGCGUUUGGAUUCCGCGCGGCCUCGUCACCGGCGACGUCGGCGAGCAUCGAGCGGCUCGUGGAGCGGCACUUUGAAGAGCUGUCGCAGACGGAGCGCGUCCGGAACGGCAUUCUACACCCGGCCGAGGAUUUGAAGAUGCUUCCCUUCUGGGUCUCUGGAAUACACGUGUUGACCAUUCUCACAUGUUCCCCAAUUGUCCGUUGCGACAGUAACAAGGCCGGCUGCGCCCGCUGUAUGCAAAACAACCUCAACUAUGUCUACAAAGUCUCCAUGGUUGGGCGAACAUCCAAGAAGCGGCAUGCCCCCAAUGCGGGCAUCGCCGAGCCGCCACACCGUCGGAGGCGCACCAACUCGACAGGCCAAGAAACAGCCGACCAGUCCAGGGAAGUGGAUGGAGACUCGGACUUCUUUUGCUCUCCGGCUGCAGCGGUCUCGAGCGAUACGCCAAGUGCCUCUUUGCCCAAAUCUAUCGACCCCGUCAACACCCAGUUUCUGGCGGCGACGGGCUAUAGCAGCUCCCUCAGCCUCGACGACUUUUCCGUCAUGGCGCGGUCGCAGCUCGACUUUUCGACGGGGCCCCUGGAAAAUUGGUGGGAGCCGGCCGGAGGCGGAGCCGGUGGUGACGACGGAAGCUCCGGAGGCGGAGACGGAGGCGGCGGCCCCGUUCCCGAAGGGUCCCACCGCAGCGGCAACCAUGCCGACAGCGCCGCCGAUGACGACGGUCGCAGGCGGCUGGCGCAGCUCAUGUCGCUCUGCCGCAAAGCCCGCAAGCUCGAAGGCCAGCUCGAGUCCCGGCUCAGCACGCUGGACGAGAUCAUGAAGAUGAACAAGACGUACCUGGCCGAGAUUUUCAACAUGACGGGCGCCAAAAGGGAUGGGGAGGAGGGCAAGGAUGGCUGCCGCACCUGCCGGUGCUCCCUCGCCGUCAUGGCCACCUGUCUCGACACCAUGCUGACCCUCUUCGAGAACGUCCUCAAAGCGUCCUGGCUCAAUCCCCGAGGCAGCCAAUCGUCGCCGUCCGGCGAGCCCUGCAUGCCCAGCCUGCACUUUGGCGUAUUCGAGGUCGAUCCCGUGGAGCAGGCCGCCAUCGCGCGGAGGAUCCUGUCCCGGGAGCUGCAGAGUUACCGGGACGUCGUGCGCAUGCUGGCUGCCACCUUGAACAGCCGCUCCAAUGAUAAUUUUACAGGCUCAUGGGACAAUGGUACCUGUCGCUGA
Messenger RNA from Colletotrichum graminicola M1.001, 1704 nucleotides. Its product is annotated as cytochrome P450 oxidoreductase GliC. Bases 1 to 1704 code for a protein of 567 amino acids. Lineage: Eukaryota; Fungi; Ascomycota; Sordariomycetes; Glomerellales; Glomerellaceae. The transcript has 6 exons. Gene Ontology annotation, molecular function: heme binding; iron ion binding; oxidoreductase activity, acting on paired donors, with incorporation or reduction of molecular oxygen. The record is from RefSeq and is a predicted model, not a curated record.